AUGGACCUUCACAUCGGCCCCGAGUUCGAGGUCUUCGCGAACGCCCUCGAUGACUGCCUCGCACCUCAUGGCUCGCUUGACGACAAGCGCACGAGGAUACUGAGACUGGUGACCGCCUACUACGAUUAUGCCGAAGAAAAGCUGGCGCAUUUACGCAAUCAGGCCCGCCAAGGCUCCGUUGGCGACACCGAGAUGGACCUCGACGAUGACGAAGAGGCCGACCCAACGCCGAGCUUAGAAGAAAUUCGAGCAUGGGAGCAAGAAAGGCAAACAUGGGACCUCGCACGUCGGCUAAUUCCCUUGAGAUAUCCCUCACAAACACCCAUGAACCGGAAACCGUCAGAUGCCGUGGUAGCAAAUCAAACGAGCGGCAAUAUUUGGAGCGAUUUCCUAGAGAAGGACCAGUUGGCUGUGGAGAGGAAAACAGUCUUGGAAUGGCUCCAACAUGGCGCGAGAGACGGGCCCGAUAUUGACGAUCUGGUCCGGGAGCUGCAGCAGAACGCCGACAGAGGAGACAUUAUCGCUCAUGGUUGGAUUCACACGAGGUCCGCCAUCAAGCUGCAGAAGGGUGUCAUAGGCUCAGCGCGUCCACUGGAUGUUCAGUUUCCAGAAGUUGCGCGUUCACUUGUCAACUCAGACAAGGCGCCGCUUGUCGCCGAGCUGGAUCCAGAUGCCGUAACCAGGCAGGGACGAAAGCUUGAACCGCAAGACGAGUACUUUGAACGAGCGAUAUGGGUUGGUUGCUUCCAGCUCCUCCGUAGAGGCAGCAACUUGGAGGCCAUACGGGAGUGGUGUCUAGAGAGGACGGAAGUUUGGAGGGCGGUGUCAAUGUCUGCCCUGCCUCUUGCGAACGAGCACGGUGUGACAAAGUUGGUGGACGAUCCGCCUGCUCUCGCCCUUUGGAGACGCAUGUGCUUUGCACUUGCUCGUCAGGGCGGCUCUGAUGACAUUGAAAGAGCCGUCUACGGAGUGCUGUCAGGAGACAUCCCGAGCGUGCAAAAAGUAUGCAAAACAUGGGACGACUUCAUGUUCGUGCACUACAACGCUCUCGUCCGGACCCAAUUCGACGCAUUCAUGUUGGGCCAGUGCUCCCCAGAAGUAUCGGCCUCCCUCCGCUCGUCUUUCGCUGCCUUCGACGCUGUUCAAUUCCACGGUGACCCAGUUACAUUGGAGCAGCGUCUGGUCAAGUCGUUGGAGACCAACCCGCACACGAACAAGGAAGCAUUUGAGCCUGUAAAGGCGCUUCAGGCUGCCAUCAUAUCCAAAGAUCUCGAGCGCCAUUUUUACGAACAGGGCGUAGCCGUUACCCAGAAGGCCAAUUCGGAGGAGCCAUCGGCUCUUAUGCCUGAUGAUAGCUGUCGCAAUGUCAUCGUGCCACAUGAGAAGUUUGCUGACAUGCACUCCCCCGACCGCCUGCGGCUCGCAGUGCAUGCUCUCAUCAUCUUCGCCACCUUGGACAAGCUUGGAACACCAGCGGUGUCUCCCACGCUCAGUGCCGACUAUGAUCGCCGCAAACUACAGGAAAAUGCGAUCACGGCGUACAUCAGCUUGCUUCGCCUAGCGGGCUACGAUGAGCUGAUCCCCCUUUACUGCUCCCGACUUGACCAUUCGAGGGCGUUCCAAGUUCUGAGUACCAAUAUCCUGCCGAUCACAGAUCAUGAAGCUCGUCUUCUCCAGCUCAGCCUCAUCCGCAAAGCCGGACUUGAUGUGCUGCAGUUUGUCAGAACUCAGCCGCAGCUUCUGUUCAAAGCGCUGGGGAACGAGAUUGCGGAUUCCUAUCCUGCCAAAGGGCAAUUCCAGAUCAUGGAACAAGCACCGGCAUCCCUAAAAUAUGGACGCGCCAUCAAGACGGACUUCUUUGGAGAAGACCCUGAGUCUAUUGAUGCUUCUGACGAUCGCCUUAUUCGUUCCGUCGAGUGGCUCUUGUUGGUUGAUGAGGCUUGGCCGGAUGUUUUUGGUGUGGGUGUCGCGGUGUAUAAGUAUUUCCUAAAGCACAUGCGUCUCAAUGCCGCCAGGAGCUUGGCAAACCGGGUACCGUUUGGCACCAUCAUGCGGCAACGGAUGGAUUUCUCAGAUCAAGACGAGAACGAGUCGUGGUCUGAUGAUGCGGAGUUCUGGGCCAGCCAGAUUGAAACGGCGGAUGUGUCUCGACUUUCCCCCUCCCGGCUUGCUUCGGAGGCACGAACACUGCGCGAUCUCGAGUACCUUGUGAAGGCCUUGGACACAAUGGAGACUAUCGCGUCACUUGCGGAGCUUUCAAAGGAGGACCCGUCCGUCAAGAGAGACUUCUGGACCAAGGUCGGCAAUGAAGUCAAAUGUGCCAAGGAUCACGUGAAGCCAUUGUUGAAGAACUGGCUUUUGGGCUCAGACGACCAGGAGUUGGAGAUUCUGCGCGACGCAUAUUUGCCCGAGACUCUCCUCGCAUACAUCAGUACCUUGCACUUCGCUGGCACCACCCUCACGAGGGACAACUUCUUGGAGUGCAUGGAGCUGGCGGCUACUAUCGCUGAAAAGGACUCGGACAUUGCGGCCUGCUUCGUCAAAGCCGGCAGAAUGAAGGAGUUGGUUGAGUCGUUUGCCGGCUGCAGCAAGGCCCUUGCCAUCGCCUCAGGGGAGAAGAAGGCAGUUAAUUCAAGCAGCAAGAAGCUGCGGGAAAUGGGUUGGUCCCGCGAUUUAUGGAAACAAGACCUUGCCGACAUCGCAACGAACUCGGACCUCCUCAACUCUCUCACCCAUGCGCCGAGUACGAUUCACCCCUCUCUAGCCUCGUCCCAUCAAGCUCUCCAGGCCGCCUUGGCCGAGAACCUCGACAUCGCUGGUCGCCUCGUCGGGCUCGAGGCUAGAUUAGCACACCAGCGGUCAACUGCACAAGCACAGCUUCUCUCGACACAUGCUCUGGAGCGCCAGUGGCGGCAGAAACAGUCAGAUAUGGACCAUGCGCUGGCGCCUUUUUCACCGGCCUCGCUCUACCAGAGACUAGGGCAGGGGGUGCACGAACAAGCUUCCGUGUGCCAUGUUCUGGAAGAGAGCUUCAUCGAUGGAGAGGGUGAUGGUGCUUUUGCAUCUGAGAGGGAAACCCUAGACUGGAUUAAGAGAUAUAGGGACGCCAAGGUGCUUUAUUAUUUGCGGCAGGAGAGAAAGGAGCGCUGGGAUGAGGGACGAGUUGGUGGCUGGCGGUGA
Colletotrichum karsti is the source of this 3180-nucleotide messenger RNA. RefSeq lists its product as uncharacterized. Gene Ontology annotation, biological process: mRNA export from nucleus; post-transcriptional tethering of RNA polymerase II gene DNA at nuclear periphery; protein import into nucleus. Gene Ontology annotation, molecular function: structural constituent of nuclear pore. The coding region runs from base 1 to 3180 and encodes 1059 amino acids. Lineage: Eukaryota; Fungi; Ascomycota; Sordariomycetes; Glomerellales; Glomerellaceae. The record is from RefSeq and is a predicted model, not a curated record. Gene Ontology annotation, cellular component: nuclear pore; nuclear pore outer ring. The transcript has 5 exons.